AGUUGUCACAUUCCUGGUUCGGUCCGGUCCGGUUCGGUCAGCAGGUCAACCUCAGCCCGGUAACUCUCUGUUGACCUUCAUCUCUGCCGUCCAUCCAUCAUGAGGGAAAUCGUGCACAUCCAGGCUGGCCAGUGUGGAAACCAGAUUGGGGCAAAGUUCUGGGAGGUGAUCAGUGACGAGCACGGCAUCGACCCAACAGGAACCUACCACGGAGACAGCGACCUGCAGCUGGACCGGAUCAGUGUGUACUACAACGAAGCCACAGGUGGGAAGUAUGUCCCCAGAGCCAUCCUUGUUGAUCUGGAACCAGGCACCAUGGACUCGGUCCGCUCUGGACCCUUUGGACAGAUCUUCAGACCGGACAACUUUGUGUUUGGUCAGAGUGGUGCUGGAAACAACUGGGCCAARGGUCACUACACGGAGGGGGCGGAGCUUGUGGAUUCCGUCCUGGACGUGGUGAGGAAGGAGGCSGAGAGCUGUGAGUGUCUGCAGGGUUUCCAGCUCACACACUCCCUGGGGGGCGGCACGGGCUCRGGGAUGGGGACUCUGCUCAUCAGUAAGAUCCGGGAGGAGUACCCCGACCGCAUCAUGAACACCUUCAGUGUGGUCCCCUCCCCAAAGGUGUCGGAUACGGUGGUUGAGCCGUACAACGCCACGCUGUCCGUCCACCAGCUGGUGGAGAACACSGACGAGACGUACUGCAUCGACAACGAGGCUCUCUACGACAUCUGCUUCCGCACGCUGAAGCUGACCACGCCCACUUACGGAGACCUGAACCACCUGGUGUCGGCCACCAUGAGCGGCGUCACCACCUGCCUGCGUUUCCCCGGCCAGCUGAACGCCGACCUGCGGAAGCUGGCCGUCAACAUGGUGCCCUUCCCCCGCCUGCACUUCUUCAUGCCGGGCUUCGCGCCGCUGACGAGCCGCGGCAGCCAGCAGUACCGCGCCCUGACCGUGCCCGAGCUCACGCAGCAGGUGUUCGACGCCAAGAACAUGAUGGCGGCGUGCGACCCGCGGCACGGCCGCUACCUGACGGUGGCCGCCGUCUUCCGGGGCCGCAUGUCCAUGAAGGAGGUGGACGAGCAGAUGCUGAAYGUGCAGAACAAGAACAGCAGCUACUUCGUGGAGUGGAUCCCCAACAACGUGAAGACGGCCGUCUGCGACAUCCCGCCGCGCGGCCUCAAGAUGGCCGUCACCUUCAUCGGCAACAGCACCGCCAUCCAGGAGCUGUUCAAGCGCAUCUCUGAGCAGUUCACCGCCAUGUUCCGCCGCAAGGCCUUCCUGCACUGGUACACGGGCGAGGGCAUGGACGAGAUGGAGUUCACCGAGGCCGAGAGCAACAUGAACGACCUGGUGUCCGAGUACCAGCAGUACCAGGACGCCACGGCCGAGGAGGAGGGCGAGUUCGAGGAGGAGGUGGAGGAGGACGCCUGAGCGGAGGAACACAAGAGUUCAAACCAAAAAUAGGAAGAAAAAUGUGAAACAAAGUGAAGGAAUGUUGUGCAGCAGAGGAGAAAAUCAGACCAAAUUAAUGUGCCAUAACUUCUGUUUUCUGUUCGAUCCGUUUAAAUCUGCAUCAAAACCCAAAAACAAGCUCCCUCUUUGCCAAAUUUAUUGUUUUCCAUGGCAUUACCUCCUCUGACAAACAGUAUUAUCAGAAAAUAUCAGUUAAAAGUUCAGCUUGUAUCAGAACAAACAGGUUUGUAUUAUUUUUAUCAGGAAACACUCGGUGAUAAAUGUGAAUUUAAGUUAAAUGUUAAACCUCAGCAGUGUUUAUUUACCUGAUUAAACCUCAGCAGUGUUUGUUUACCUGAUUAUUUGCUUUUUUUGUCAGUUUUUUUGGUCAGAAUGUUUACUGUUGAACAUCUCAGUCGUGUCGCUUCCAGUUUCUUGUUUUCUUAUUUAAUUUUUUUACAAAAAGCAAAUGUUCAAUCCACACRAACAGAUAAAUAUUCAGUUAAAUGUUUACUCUGAGCUGUCAGUUUCUGUUCUCUUCCUGGGAAACGUUCAGGAUCCUGUUGACCGAAAGGAAACGUUUGGGAGAAAUAAAAGUCAUUUGGAUGAAAACCA
Molecule: messenger RNA, 2070 nt
Organism: Austrofundulus limnaeus
Lineage: Eukaryota; Metazoa; Chordata; Actinopteri; Cyprinodontiformes; Rivulidae
Product: tubulin beta chain
Exons: 5
Coding region: 100-1434 (444 amino acids)
Biological process (GO): microtubule-based process
Cellular component (GO): microtubule
Molecular function (GO): GTP binding; GTPase activity; structural constituent of cytoskeleton
Source: RefSeq, a predicted model, not a curated record